Penicillium paradoxum is the source of this 393-nucleotide messenger RNA. RefSeq names its product ankyrin repeat domain-containing protein. The coding region runs from base 1 to 393 and encodes 130 amino acids. Lineage: Eukaryota; Fungi; Ascomycota; Eurotiomycetes; Eurotiales; Aspergillaceae. The transcript has 2 exons. The record is from RefSeq and is a predicted model, not a curated record. Gene Ontology annotation, molecular function: protein binding.
AUGAGUGGUCCGUAUGCCAGACAGGGAUAUACACCGCUUUGUCACUGCCUUACAUUCAAUCAGUAUGAUGUGGCUCGUCUCCUCCUAGCGCAGGAGAGACUCGAUCCCAAUCUCGGUCCAACAGAUGAGUUUCCGCUUUUAUGUGCUGUGAUUCUUAAUUUGCAAGACAUUGUGGAACUGUUACUAUAUUUGAAGCAGCUCGAUGCCAACAAGCAGACUAGCGAUGGCACGACCCCUAUAUUGGAGGCGAUUGAUGUAGGUAAUCCAGAAGUGAUAAAGAUGCUUGCGAAAACUGGUGCCAACCCAGACAUUGAAACGAGUCAGGGCAGAACAGCGAGACGGCAAGCAUUAGCUGCAGGUGUUCGUGUUAAAUGGAGGACUCAGCCGGUAUGA